This is a messenger RNA of Phanerochaete carnosa HHB-10118-sp, 5202 nucleotides long. RefSeq lists its product as uncharacterized. The record is from RefSeq and is a predicted model, not a curated record. The transcript is spliced from 21 exons. Gene Ontology annotation, cellular component: clathrin complex; clathrin coat of trans-Golgi network vesicle; clathrin coat of coated pit. Lineage: Eukaryota; Fungi; Basidiomycota; Agaricomycetes; Polyporales; Phanerochaetaceae. The coding region runs from base 28 to 5109 and encodes 1693 amino acids. Gene Ontology annotation, biological process: receptor-mediated endocytosis; intracellular protein transport; Golgi to endosome transport. Gene Ontology annotation, molecular function: structural molecule activity; clathrin light chain binding.
UGGUUUCGACGUGCCAUCCUCCUCGCCAUGGCUCUCGACAUCUCGAAACCUAUCGCGUUCUGUGAGCAUCUCCAGCUCUCCAGUCUGGGCGUCCAGCCAGCCUCUAUCUCCUUCCAGACUCUGACCCUCGAGUCGGAUCACUUCAUCUGCGUCCGAGAGAAGGUUAAUGAACAGAACCAAGUCGUGAUUAUCGACCUCGCCGACGCCAACAAUGUCCUUCGCCGCCCAAUCACAGCAGACUCAGCAGUAAUGCACCCACAUAAGAAGAUUCUUGCGUUGAAAGCCGGACGCACUCUCCAAAUAUUCAACAUUGAGACGAAGCAGAAGGUCAAAUCCCACGUCAACGAUUCUGACGUCGUAUUCUGGAAGUGGAUCUCAGAUGCUACUAUUGGCAUGGUCACAGAAACUGCUGUGUACCAUUGGAGCAUUACCGACCAGACUUCACCACCUCAGAAGGUCUUCGACCGUCAUCCCACACUCGUUGGAGCGCAGAUAAUCAAUUACCGCGCGAGUGCAGACGAGAAAUGGCUGGUCCUCGUAGGUAUCUCGGGGAAUACGACGAAUCCGUCUGCUUUCAAGGUCAAAGGUGCUAUGCAACUCUACAGCCGAGAGCGCAGUGUCAGUCAACCUAUCGAAGGCCAUGCCGCAUCAUUUGCAGAGCUGAAGUUGGAUGGACAUCAACAAGUCACGAAGCUGUUCGCGUUCUCCGUUCGCACUGCGGUCGGUGCGAAGCUGCACAUCGUCGAAAUUGACCACCAAGCGCCAGAUCCUCAAUUCACGAAGAAAGCCGUCGACGUGUACUUCCCGCCCGAAGCGACCAAUGACUUCCCUGUUGCAAUGCAAGUGUCGAAGAAGCACGGAAUCAUCUACCUAGUGACCAAAUACGGUUUCAUUCACCUGUAUGACCUCGACACAGGCGCAUGCAUCUACAUGAACCGCAUCUCUGGCGAGACGAUCUUCGUUACUGCCGAGCAUGAUAGCACUAACGGUAUCAUUGGUGUUAACAAGAAAGGGCAGGUUCUCAGUGUGAACGUCGACGACCAGACGAUCAUUCCAUACAUCCUCACGACGCUCAACAAUACCGAGCUCGCAUUCAAACUCGCAAGCCGUGCGAAUCUACCCGGCGCAGAUGACCUGUAUGUCAAGCAGUAUCAAGCAUUAUUCCAAAGUGGCCAGUUCGGCGAGGCUGCCAAGAUUGCUGCUAACUCUCCUCGGGGUAUCCUGCGUACUGCGCAAGUCAUCGAGUCUUUCAAGACAGCACCAACCCCUCCUGGCGGUCUAUCACCUAUCCUUCAAUACUUCGGCAUCUUACUCGAGAAGGGCGAGCUUAAUCAUCUUGAGUCAGUGGAGCUUGCGCGCCCAGUCUUACAGCAAGGACGCAAACAGUUGCUGGAAAAGUGGCUGAAAGAAAACAAGCUCACUUGCAGCGAAGAGCUUGGUGACAUUGUUCGGCUACACGACCUAACUCUGGCAUUGAGCGUGUACCUGCGUGCGAAUGUCCCGAACAAGGUCAUCGCCUGCUUCGCAGAGACGGGCCAAACUGAGAAGAUUGUGCUGUACUGCAAGAAGGUCGGGUACACGCCAGACUAUAUUGGCCUUCUGCAGCACAUUAUGCGCACCAACCCCGAGAAGGGCGCUGAGUUUGCUGCCCAGCUUGUCAACGACGAGAACGGUCCGCUGGUUGACGUUGAGCGGGUUGUCGACAUCUUCAUGUCCCAGAAUAUGAUUCAACCCGCUACAUCCUUUUUACUCGAUGCGCUCAAAGACAACAAGCCUGAGCAGGGUCACCUGCAGACUCGUCUGCUGGAAAUGAAUUUGAUGCAUGCACCGCAGGUUGCGGACGCCAUUCUGGGUAAUGAGAUGUUCACACAUUACGACCGCCCUCGUAUUGCCAACUUGUGUGAAAAGGCCGGUCUCCUCCAGAGAGCUCUCGAGCAUUACGAAGACAUUGCAGAUAUCAAGCGUGUUAUUGUGCAUGCGAGCACGCUGCCUAUCGAUUGGCUGGUUAAUUAUUUCAGUCGUCUCACUACUGAGCAGUCUAUGGCCUGCUUGUACGAGAUGCUUCGCGUCAACAUCCGCCAGAACUUGCAGGCCGUCAUCCAGAUCGCCACGAAGUAUUCGGACAUCCUAGGUCCGGUCAAGCUUAUUGAGAUGUUCGAAUCCGUCAAAAGCUUCGAAGGGCUCUACUACUAUCUCGGCUCUGUCGUCAAUCUUAGUCAAGAUCCCGAGGUUCACUUCAAAUACAUCCAAGCCGCGACCCGCACGGGCCAGAUCCGCGAGGUCGAACGUAUCUGUCGCGAGAGUAACUUCUACAGCCCGGAGAAGGUCAAGAACUUCCUCAAGGAAGCCAAGCUAUCUGACCAGCUACCGCUCAUCAUCGUCUGUGAUCGCUUCGGCUUCGUGCACGACCUUGUGCUGUACCUGUACCAGCACGGGCUCAUCAAUUUCAUUGAGGUGUACGUCCAGCGCGUCAACUCAGCGCGCACUCCGCAGGUCAUCGGUGGACUUCUCGAUGUUGAUUGCGACGAAACGGCAAUCAAGAGCUUGCUGGCAUCUGUCCCUGGCAAUUUUGCUAUCGACGAGCUGGUGCACGAGGUCGAGACCCGCAACCGCCUCAAGUUGAUUCUGCCCUGGUUAGAAGCGCGCGUGCAGGCGGGAAGUCAGGACCCUGCCGUGUUCAAUGCGCUUGCAAAAAUCUAUAUUGACAGCAACAAUAACCCCGAACAGUUCCUCAAGGAAAACAACCUGUACGAACCCUUGGUUGUCGGAAAGUUCUGCGAAGCACGCGAUCCCUACCUCGCCUAUAUCGCAUACGCCAAGGGCUUCUGCGACGAUGAGCUCAUCGCAAUCACAAACGAGAACUCGAUGUUUAAGCAACAGGCUCGCUACUUGAUCAAGCGCCGCCAGCCCGAGCUUUGGGCGCAGGUCCUUACUCCGGAUAACAUCCACCGUCGUCAACUCAUCGACCAAGUUAUUACCACUGCGAUGCCUGAAUCGACUGAUCCGGACGAUGUCUCCGUUACCGUCAAGGCCUUCCUCUCCGCGGAUCUGCCCAUCGAGCUCAUUGAACUGCUCGAGAAGAUUAUCCUAGAACCUUCGCCGUUCAGCGAGAAUAAGAACUUGCAGAAUCUGCUGAUGCUGACGGCGAUCCGUGCAGACAAGGGCAAGGUUGUCGGCUACAUUGAUAAGCUUCAGCACUACGAUGCAAGUGAGAUCGCGAAGAUUGCAACGGAGCACGGCCUGUAUGAGGAGGCGCUCCUCAUCUACAAGAAGUACGAGCAGCAUGCGAUGGCGAUCAAUGUACUCGUUGAGCACAUCGUAUCGCUCGACCGUGGUGUAGAAUACGCGACAAAAGUCAACAAGCCUGAGGUAUGGUCCAGGUUGGCGAAGGCCCAGUUGGACGGACUGCGCAUCAAAGAUGCCAUAGACUCGUACAUCAAGGCUCAAGACCCUACCAAUUACGCAGAGGUCGUCGAGAUCGCUAACCGCGCUGGCAAGCACGACGACCUCGUCCGCUUCCUUCAGAUGGCGCGCAAGCACUUGCGUGAACCCAAGAUUGAUACCGAGCUCGCGUAUGCGUAUGCCAAGACGGACCGUCUGCAUGACAUGGAAGAUUUCUUGGGUAUGACCAACGUGGCAGAUAUACUCGAGGUUGGAGAGAAGUGUUUCGAAGACGAGCUCUACCAAGCCGCGAAAUUGCUCUUCACUAGCAUUUCCAAUUGGGCUCGUCUUGCGACUACGCUCAUCUACCUUGGUGAGAACCAGGGUGCCGUCGAGAGCGCGCGCAAGGCCGGCAACACCCAAGUCUGGAAGCAAGUUCACGCUGCGUGCUUGGAAAAGAGAGAGUUCCGACUGGCGCAAAUUUGCGGUCUGAAUAUCAUCGUUCACGCCGAAGAGCUUCCGGCGAUUGUUCAGGCGUAUGAACGUCGUGGCCACUUCGAUGAGAUUCUCCAGCUUCUUGAGGCUGGCCUCAGUCUCGAGCGUGCCCAUAUGGGUAUCUUUACGGAACUCUCGGUGCUAUAUAGCAAGUAUCGUCCGGAGAAACUCAUGGAGCAUCUCAAGCUGUUUGUUUCCCGUAUCAACAUCCCUAAGGUCAUCAAAGCUGCCGAGCGUGCCCAUCUCUGGCCAGAGCUUGUCUUCCUAUACAUCAAAUACGAUGAAUUUGACAACGCUGCUCUUGCUAUGAUCGAACGAUCAGCGGAUGCUUGGGAGCAUAACCAGUUCAAGGAUGUCAUUGUCCGCGUAGCCAAUAUCGAGAUAUACUAUAAGGCCCUUACCUUCUACCUGCAAGAGCAGCCGACCCUCUUGACUGAUUUGCUCAGCGUGAUGAUCCCCCGCAUCGACCAUACCCGUGUGGUGAGGAUGUUCAGACAGAUCGACCACAUUCCGCUCGUCCGAUCAUACCUCAUCGCUGUGCAACAUUUGAACAUUGAGGCCGUCAAUGACGCCUAUAACGAUCUGCUCAUCGAGGAGGAGGACUACAAGACUCUGCGAGACUCCAUCGAUAGCUUCGACAAUUUCAACAACGUCAACCUUGCGCAGCGGUUGGAGAAGCACGAACUACUUGAGUUUAGGAGACUUGCCGCUCAUCUGUACAAGAAAAAUGGUCGCUGGGAAGAAUCGAUUGCCUUAUCCAAGCAGGACAAACUUUACAAGGACGCAAUGAUCACCGCGGCCGUCUCCGCCAGUACAGAAGUCUCAGAGGACCUUAUUGGCUACUUCGUCGACAUCGGCAACAAGGAAUGCUUCGCCGCUAUGCUCUACGUCUGUUUCGACUUGCUUCGGGAAGAUGUUAUCGAAGAGUUGUCAUGGCAGCACGGCCUCAACGACUUCUAUAUGCCAUACAAGAUUCAAAAGAAGCGGUCUCUCAUCGACCGGGUCGCGGCUCUUGAAAAACAGGUGCAAGAGCACUCACAAAAAGAGUCCCAGAAAGAGCAACAGGAAGCCGAGGCCCCCAUUAUCAAUCCUGGGAUGAUCGGAAACCGCCUUCUCAUCACGCAAGGUAAUGGUUAUCCAGCUCAAGCUCCGCCAGUCAUCAACGGCAUGCCUACUGGUGUGCCACCGAUGGGUGGUGUACCUGCCAUGAUGACCGGGUUUGGGGGCUUCUGAUGUUAGACUAGUUAUUCAGUGUUGAGUAGGUCUAGUAUAUCUGCAUAAUUGUCGCAAACGCUCUUCGGAUAUUAUUCUCUGUUUAUUUUGUCG